This is a messenger RNA of Pomacea canaliculata, 1076 nucleotides long. Its product is annotated as cocaine esterase-like. The record is from RefSeq and is a predicted model, not a curated record. Lineage: Eukaryota; Metazoa; Mollusca; Gastropoda; Architaenioglossa; Ampullariidae. The transcript is spliced from 4 exons. The coding region runs from base 460 to 876 and encodes 138 amino acids.
GUGAGUUUCUGCCGGAUACACCUGGCAGACUGAUAAAGGACGAGGGUCGCAUGGCAUCAGCAGGGGCUGGGGAGGUGGACAUCCUGAUGGGUUUCAAUAACAACGAGGGAGCGCUGCUGAUGUUACUGCCCUACCUUUUCCCCGGCAUCACGAUGGAGGGCUUGCAGAACACCGCAUUCUUUAGAGAGUUCCUUCAGAUGUCCUCCAGCUGUCUCAACCACGGUCAGCCCAGCGUACUAGCUGCCAAGGCCUUGGAGUUUUUUUAUCGGGAGUUUGACGCCUUCACGGAAAAGCCUGUGUCGCUGGACCGUUUCAUGGAGCUGUACGCCGACACCAUGUUCACGGUACCUGCCUGUGCGCUGGAUUCGACAGCUGGUCGCACAGCCACACACCGCCCGGCGCUACUUGUACUUCUUUGACCACGACCUCAGCUUCAACCAGGGCGGUCCGGCUCCCGGCAUGCACCACGGAGACGACGUGCUGUUUGAGUUCGAGGCCAUCACCCAGUCUCCCGUGCUAGUGGGCAAGACGGGGCCUUUCACACCAGAAGAAGAAAAGCUGUCGUCCGAUUUCCUGGCCAUUUUGACUGAUUUCGCCAGAACAGGUAAUCCAAGUGCCUCUCUCGGCGGAAGACUGGGCGGCAACCUGACGGAGUAUACGCUAGAAGACGAGGCGUACCUCUCGGUCUCCACCAACCUCAGCGUCCAGCAUCAUUUGAUGCGCAAGCGCGUGGCUGUAUGGCUGCAGCUUUUGCCGGAACUUCUGGACUCCAGCUCGCCAUCUGCCCAGCAAUGGACGACUGCGACAGAUCAAUUGACGUCCAAAGCGCCAUUGUCGUCGUCCUCGUCCUCGUCAUCAUCGCCAUUGGUAGGAUGACCUCGUCACGUGAGGAGUAGGUAGCAUAGUUCUUUUGGGCUUUUUUUUUUUAAAAAGCGUGCUCGCUUGUUACGCGACUGUGUACUUGUAGGUAAUGUGAUCUAUGAAGGGUUAUGUUCUGUUCCGAAACUUCGCGUGGUUUUAGAAAGCGGCAGUUUAUUGUUGUUUUUGUAAUUAAGUAAAACUGAUUUAGCCUCCAA